Cyprinus carpio (common carp) is the source of this 2931-nucleotide messenger RNA. It is a transcript of the gene cflara, whose product is annotated as CASP8 and FADD like apoptosis regulator a. NCBI's taxonomy places the organism in Eukaryota, Metazoa, Chordata, Actinopteri, Cypriniformes, Cyprinidae. Gene Ontology annotation, biological process: proteolysis; negative regulation of extrinsic apoptotic signaling pathway via death domain receptors. Gene Ontology annotation, molecular function: protein binding; cysteine-type endopeptidase activity. The record is from RefSeq and is a predicted model, not a curated record.
AGAGUGAAUAAGCGCGAGUGAAUAUCUGACCCACCCUACCUUAUAGUACCGUGAGGCGUGGUUUGUUUGUGGCUCGGUCAUUCACUUUCGUUUUUGUUUUCUCGACGUCCUCGAAAAGAUGAAGCCACACGUCAACGGAGAUAAGCCUGUCUGCAGGCAACACCACCAACAAUUUUGGCUCUCUAAAUUAAGGACUAUGAAGGUGUAAAUCCAAAGUGGCUAUUGAUUUCUACAAGAAUGUGAUGAAUGAGGCUACAGUGGAUUUUUCUCACUAUCAUGAUAAAUGCAAUUUUCAUUCAAUAAUUGCUAAAAAAAGAAAAAAGACCAAUAGCUAUGUUCCCCUGACUAUAUUCUUAAGUAAACAAACAGAUGUUUAAAAUGCAUAAUAAAAUUCCACACUCCCACCUUUUAAAAUGACCCAAAAUAUAACCUACAGCAUCUAUACAGGGUCAUACAGUGAAAUGGCAGCUGGAUUUUCUAACAUAGUCAACUGUGUGACUGCAUCUCUUGAAAAAGAGGAGUGUAAAACACUACUGUACCUUUGUACAGAUUUGUUCAACAACAUCUGCAUGGAAGAUUUGAGAGGGGCUUUGUUGGCAUUUGCCAAACAGACACAAGCUCAAGCAGGUCAAGCUCUGCUGAUGGAGCUCAUGUUCCGAAUGAAGCGCUUUGAUAUCCUAAAGAAAGUUUUUGGUACCAACAGACAACAGGUAGAAGGAAUUCUGAAGAAGGGAGCUGUCCUCUCAGAUUACAGGGUUCUAAUGGCAGAAGUGAGCGAAAACCUGGGGAAUAAGGAGUUACAAUCUCUUAUAUUUCUCCUGAGCAGUACCCUGCCCAAAGAAAGACUGGCUAGAGCUACUAGCUUUCUAGAUGUGGUAGUGGAGUUGGAGAAGUUAGAUGAAGUAUCAUGUGACAAGGUAGACCUGCUUGAACAGUGUUUGACAAACAUUAACAGAAUGGACCUUGUCAAAAGGAUUCAGGCCUACAAGAAUAGAGGUCAGAAUGUACCAUGUGCAGUUCCUAAAGUUCAGAAAUCCUUUAAGUUCGCCCCUGUGCAAUGCCAGCCUUCUGUUCAACAAGUGAAACAAACACUAUGCUUUUCUCAAGAGUUUCAAAAUUUGAAGGUUUCAGUACCUGAAACAGGGACACAACAUCGACAGGCUUUCAUGGAGCAGUAUGAAAUGAAUCCUGAGCAGAGGGGUCUGUGUGUGAUUAUUGACUGUGUUGGCUUUGAUGGAGAGAUGAUGAAUCAGACAUUCAAGUGUCUGGGUUUCAAGGUCAUUUUUCACUCUCUCUUGGCUCUAAAAGAAACCCAGAAGGUCUUGGAAGACCUGACCCGCAACAGGAUCCUUCAGGGGGUCAGUUGCUUUGUCUGCUGCAUCAUCAGCAGGGGAACGGACACUCAUCUGUUGGCAACGGACUCUAGCAGACUUGGCAUCAUGCUGGAGGACCUCAGGCAGCUUUUCAGCCCAACCCAGUGUCCCUCUCUAUGUGGUAAACCCAAACUAUUCUUUACCCAGAUCUACAGGACCACAGAAGUCCCAAAUACCCCCUUAAUGGAUGAUGAAUACCUUGAGACAGAUGCGCCAGCAUGCCACUAUUCUAGGAGGCUAUGUGCGAAUACAAGGACUAUCCCAGCGUCGACAGAUCUCCUUUGGAGCGUGUGCAGAGCAGAGGCAAAGCUGCUGGAAGGGUCUGGACACCAGUCGGUUUACCUGCAUGCCUUAAAUUCUACCUUUCUGAUGGGAUGUCAGAGAAAGAUGCUUUUAUUGGACAUCAUGGAAGAGGUGACGAGAAAUGUGUUUAGUUACAAUCAACAAAAUCCUGAGAAUCAGUACCACCUUCAACUCUCUCACACACUACGCAAGAAACUUUAUUUGUAACACUUAAUGUCCACACACACCCUAUACUUGUUUUUUAGGAUGGAAAUAUUUUCCAUAUAGUGGAUGAAUAAUCAGAGCAUAGCUGAAUACUGCCGUAGUAAUCAUUGUGUUUCAUGUAUUUGUAUAUUAUUAUUUAUAUUUAUUUGUGUAUCUUCACCUCCAUUGGCAGCUGAUACAGGGUUCUCUAUUGCAGUCACAGUGCUAGUGCCUCACUAAUUAAUUUAAGAAUACCUUCAGUCAUUACUCCGGCUAAGUGAAGUUUAUUUGUAUAGCACUUUUAUAAAUACAUAUUGUCUUUAAAGCAGCUUUACAAAAAAAACAUGACUUAAUCCUCCAAAGUUGCAAGGCAAAGAUGAAUGGUGCAAGGAAAGCAACUCUAUUCAUUUACAUGCUAAAUAUAGUUCCAUCAUGCUGUAGUAUUAAUUAUGUACACUGAAUACAUUUUUAAUAUGCAAGAUGUGAGAUUUGAGUAUCUUGUUCAAAAAUCCACUUCUCUUCUAUAUGAAACUAUAUACACAUUGAUAAUAAUGCAUAUACACAUUCUAACAAAUAUAUCCUUAUUGUCUGAUAGUUUUGAUGUACUGUAUCAGUAGGCUGGAGUUUUGUGACCUUAAUGAGUGUGGUGGAUCGUAGCGCGAUCGAUCACUCUCUAGAGCAGAACAUAGAGUAGACCAUAGACUUGAAAAGUUGAUGUGAAUUGAUGAUUCAAUUUGGGCUGAUCUAAUCAGUUUUUAUGACAUAUGUAGAAUUUGUAUAUUGUAAUAUAUAUCAAACCAGAUUGUAAUGUAAUGUUAAAAUAUUUAAACAUAGGCCUUUAUCUAAUUGUCAUUUAAAUAAAUAACUUAUCAUAUUCACAUAAUUAAUUUAAUCUCCCUUCAGAGACUUGCUUACAAAAUGAUUACUGGAUGCUUUCUGUUAGCAGAUAAUAAAAUGAAUUAACAGAUUAUAACAAUAGCGACCAGUAUGAAAAUCUCUCUAAACUGCAUUACACUUGGCAGCAUGGGAUGUGUAGAGAAAGUGAGUAUUUGAAUAAAAAGCUAUAAAUCUA